CAAGAGCAAACCUUGGCCAGGAUCCCUGGGGAAGGCGAAGUCCAGCUUCUCAGACUUUGCUUCCAGGCCUUGGCUCUGUUUCCUAAGGGAAGCAAGAGGCAAACAGAAGGAAUGGCGUACCCCAAAAAAGUCCACCCCAAUGGGAUCUACGAUGCUAUCGUGGUCGGAGCGGGCAUCCAGGGCACAUUCACUGCUCAGCAGUUAUCCAAGCGAAGGCAGAAGACCCUCCUUCUGGACCAGUUCCUCCUCCCGCACACCAGAGGCAGCUCUCAUGGACUAAGCCGCAUCAUCCGCAGCGCUUACCCACAGGACUAUUACACGGCUAUGAUGGGAGAGGCCAUCCGCCUCUGGGCAGAGCUGGAGGAGGAGACGGGAGCCCAGCUCUACAGACGGACGCCCUUGUGGGUCCUGGGGCGCCCCGAGAGCCCCGAGUUCCAGAGUUACCGGCGCACCAUGGAGUGCCAUCAUGUCCCCAGCGAGGAACUGGCCCCCGAGGCUUUUGCACAGAGGUUCCCCGGGUUCCACCUGCCCAGCGAGGAGAUGGCCGUCUCAGACCUCUCCGCAGGGGUCCUGUUCCCGGAUAAGGCCCUUCGCGUGGUCCAGGACCAAUUCCGGCAGAGCGGAGGGACCAUCCGUGAUGGGGAGAAGGUGCUCCAGAUCAUCCCGGGGUCUGUAGUCAGGGUCGUCACCCCAGAAAGGGAGUACCAGGCCAAAGGGAUCGUGGUCACCGCCGGGCCAUGGACCGGACCGCUGCUGGCGCCUCUGGGACUCCACCUGCCCCUCCAGCCCUUGCGUAUCAGUGUCUGCUACUGGAAGGAAAGCCAACCCGGGGUUCUGAGGGAGCUCCCUUCCUUCAUCAGCCUCCACGGAGCAAAACACCACGUUUACGGGCUGCCGGCCGGCGACUACCCUGGCCUUGUCAAGAUCUGUUACCAUUACGGCAACCUUGUGGACCCGGAAACACCUGACCGCCUGACCCAAAGCUCCCCUCCUGUCCCCGACGUCCAGAUCCUGAAGGAAUUCGUCCGGAAAUACCUUCCGGGGCUCGAUCCCGAACCGGCCGUCCAGGAACGCUGCUUAUAUACGAACACUCCAGAUGAGGAUUUUGUGUUAGAUCGGCACCCGUGCUUCAGAAAUAUUGUCAUCGGAGCAGGGUUUUCUGGCCACGGGUUCAAGUUUGGGCCGGUCAUUGGGAAGAUCCUUUGCCAGCUGAGCCUUGGAGAAGAGCCCUCCUAUGACUUGACCCCGUUUCAGAUCAGCCGCUUCCCAAAGGCCGUUUUGUAACCCUCAAAGCCGCAGGAUCUCAACCGCCCAAGAGAGAAACCGGCCUCCAGAUCUGAAAGUCCCUUGCAAACUGGCUCAAUGCCUCGAGCAACCUCCAGGCGACAUUCGUAGGGCUUCAUAGGAUACUCUUAAAUCUAUCUUUCACGUUGUUGGCUUGCAGAGUUCAAGG
Messenger RNA from Anolis sagrei ordinatus, 1453 nucleotides. The record is from RefSeq and is a predicted model, not a curated record. Lineage: Eukaryota; Metazoa; Chordata; Lepidosauria; Squamata; Anolidae.